AAAAGCUUGGUUGGUAUAUUCAGACAGAGGGACUAAUUAAACCAAAGGUAAGGCGUUUCAUACCAUCGGAGCUCCAAUCUUUUAUUCAUAUGAUAGACUAUCUCCAUCGCACAUUGAUGUUCGGAUACUACAUCAGAGGACUGAAAAUAAUUUUAUUGAUGGGUGCCGAAUUUUGAAACUCCUGAACUAAACAAACAGGAUUGAACUUCAACAUUCCUGAAAAAUGGCGCACACGAAAUCGGUAUGAAGACAGGUUAUACACUUUCUCAGUCUUUCUUUGUUUUAAAUACUUGUCUAGCUGCCGAUCCAGCAGUGAUCUAACUUUUUAGAAGUUGAGAUAUUUAUGUUUCACAACUGAAUCGCACAUAAUUAGCUUGAUGGAGUCACUUUUAAUUAUUUGUUUUGCAAAACAUAUAAAAGUAGAUUCCACAGACAAAAUGCAUGUUUAAAAUGCACUGAAUAUAUGCCUGUCAGCUAGUCAGUUUUAAACGACCUAACUGAACACUUGGCCGUUCUCCAGAUGGUUACGCUAGGUUUCGUCUCAGACCUGCACUUUAUGACUUUCAGUUAAACUAAGUCUUUCCCCAGCUAUUCUUUAGCAGGGGAAAUAAGAAUCAUUACAAUAAUAUUGGUCAGGGCCGCUGGCUCUGAAGUGAACCGGUAUUCAUGCUUUUUGUAGAAGAUUUUUAUCGUACUAUUACCAAGUUACCCUCUCAGAGUUAUGAAGCCAAAUUAAUAGAAUGCUGGUCUUGGAUAAUGAGAGGCUGGAGCUUAAAAAUAAAGCUGCCGCAGAGACUCAGUCAUACUAGCCAAAACUUACAAUACCAUCCAAAAAGUUUGUAAUGAAUUAAACCUCCUAAUCGUCUAUUAAAACUGACUAGUAGAGGAGGGUGUUAACCUACCUUCGCGUGUCAGGGUCACCAUAACGCCAACGGACCUGGGGACAACAUCGAUUGUUGUUCAGUCUCCAUCUAUCUAGCUAGCAUUUAACAAUUUUAAGGUCAUCAUUAAUUUACUUUCAUUUUUUUCCAAAGAAAAUUCCAAAUUAAAGAUGAAUCCUCUACUCUGGGCUUUAUUCUUACUUCUGGCGAUAACAGGCAAGUGUACUUACAGGGUUACCUUAAGUUUAUUAAAUCUGGCUGGCUGUGAGUAAAUUAAAUGGUAUAUUUUCUGGUAUAUUUUGAUUGUUAACCCAGAUGUGCUAUCACAAAGUUGCAAGGAAGGCUCAGUGGUAAAUGAUCAUUUUGGGCAGCGGCGUGAGUGUCGUAGCGGGAAACUGGGGAAUCCUUGUCGAGUUCGACGAGAAUGGAGUGGAAUGCUCCCUGGAGAGAGGUCUGUUAUUAUAACGAAAUUGAGAGCAAUUUUCAUUAUAACUACCUAGUGAAGGAUAUAAGUAUAAAAUUUUUCUAAAUAAGUUCAAAAUAGUGCUAAAACUCCUCAAUUCAACCGAAUGCAUGGUUUUAAGUUACGAUUUAUAUGCUUGUGUAACUAUGAACACAAUUAUUUCCUAGUGAGCGCAUUAUCAGUUUUGCUUUUCUAGCUCCGAGGAUAAAAAAUCUGAUAUAUUCAAGACUCGUCCCGGCGCCAAUUAAGCUGUGCGUGCAAAACUGCGAUCAGUUAAUCUCCUUUUUUACCAGAGAUAGCAGCUAAGACGUUGAAGUAAGUACGCAUCCCGUCGUGGUGCUAAUGCGCAGAAAUUCUAGCCAUUGAAAUCGCAGGCUCGAGUCCCUUUGCGCUUGCGUAUUCCCCCACUGUCCUAUCCAUGCAGAAUACAACAAGAGAACCCAUAUCAUAGAUUACAGGUGCUGUAAAUUAAACAUGCGAUCAUCAGUUGAUGCUAAUUGGGAGAAAAACUAAUGGAAAAGAGGUAACCGAGAAUAUGCAAGAAGUAAGUUAUGGCCGCAUCAUGCGGGAAAUAAACCUGACGAGAAAUCUGGCGUACACUCAGUCGCCGCAUGUAUCGACAUGGAGCCGGUUAAUCCAAGACAUGCCAUCAGUCUGUAUUCCACGCUGUGGCUUACGGAUUCUUGGUCAGUGGAACUUGGAUUCCGGAUUCCUUGAGCUGAAUUCAGGAUUUCUAAACCCAGGAAAUCCAGAUUUUGAAAGCAAUAAUAACCCGUAUUACCUUUCAUGGGGCGAUGCACUAAGCCAUGACCGGUUCCGCUUCAUAGAAAAGUCAUUACAAUAGACCUUUUUCAACCCGUAUGGGAGGCAUCGCGCGCGAUUUCCGAGUUCCCCCGGGUCUCUGUAUCAAAACAAGUGUUCAUCCUUUGAUAUGGAAAUGAUUUUUCUUUCUCAUGUGCAAAUAAAACUCAUUUUCACAAGAAAGGUUGUGCACUUGGUCUCAUUUUGAAAGGGAGGGUUUUUGGAACUCGGAAGUGGCCUAUUAGUUUUAAAUAUUCCAGCGACAACUUCCAAGUUAAGUGAUCCAAGCAGCAUUGGAGAGAGCAACUGAAAAGAACCGUAUUAAUUAAAUCAUCUUUUAACUCAAAACUAUCCACUGAAUAAAGUUGCCCUCCAUACAAUGCUUAAGCUUGUUUACGACGAAAUAAGAUGUAUAACCUGAUUUGAUAUAUAACUGAAACCAUACAAUUUUUUCUUGAUCCACCAGGUACCGUUUUAUUAGCGCAAUCAAGAAAGCAUCUCAACACCAAGAUUAUAAGAAUCUUAUUACCAAGCAUUCUAAGCAGUUUAACAAUAUACAUAACGCCAGGCAAUUCCUGGCCUGGCACAGAUGGUACCUACUGCAGAUGGAGAACAUUCUACGUAAAGUGGAUCCAAUAGUGACGAUACCAUAUUGGGACUGGAGUUUAUGGUCUGGAGCACCAUGGCUGGAUCAGGUGAUUAUAAUGCGUUAUUUUAGGAAGUUGGAAUCCCAAAUCCUGGGCUUUGGAAACCGUACUUCAGCUUAAAGAAUCCAGAAUCCCGCUAACGAUUGGAAGAGGGACACUCAACGAAUAUUUUCUGUAAAAUAUCUGUUUGGAGAAGCAAAAAUAGAUUGCCUAGAAUUUUCUAUUACUUGGGGACGGCUAAAAAUUUCUUGAAGACCGUUCCAUUCUUGUACAAUUUUCGAGGCUUAUCUAAUAAAUAAAUUAUAAUAAUAAUAAAUUCGAUUCGAUUUUAUGAAGUUUAAUUUUUCACGUUUCAAUCCCCAGAUUAGGCUAUUUAUCGUAGAAAAAAGGAAACCUACAAUUUUCGGAUUUAAAAUGUGAUGGAGAGAGGAAUCAGAAAAAUUUUCACUAUCGUGAUACUUUAAAUUGCGUCUGGAAAAUAAUACUUCAAAGCCCUUCUAAUUUCGAAAAGACUGAAGUUCCCCUAGGAUGACCAAACAGAUAUAAAUUUCAUAGCGCGGCUUAGAAUGCAUUUCUGCAUGGAGAUCUAACAGUACUAAGGAUAGCCUAAAAAGUGUUUUGAAUCAGGAAGAGAAUUUUGGAAGCCUAAACCCAACUUAAGGAAUCGGGAAUCCAAAAUCCAAGACUGUCUUGGGUUACCAUACAUCAGUAGGGAUUAUGAUUCAUUAUGAGACUGAGUCACUUGCUUUCCUGCGCUUCUUUUCUCAUCGAAAGGAGACGCCCCGCUCCAGUAUGUCAAGAUGGCUGGUUAGUAUUGCCUUAUAAAUUUUGAAAAGCCAACAUGCAGCAAAUUUCAUCGAAAAAGCGUUGUCAUGAUUCAAAAAGGACGUGACCUGGCCGGCUUAGACCCACCUUAUCCCAAUCAUGAUUAAUGAUUUUUAUACUUCUUUCUUAAUUAUAAUUUAAUUUUAUAAAGAAUUGACAGAAACCGCGAAGUCUUUCCUUGUUCACACCCACGGAACCUCUAUAAGCUCCGUAUUUUAUGCAAUUUAAUCCAUUUUCAUUCUUUGGUUAUUUAUACAGGAUGAAUAAUAUACGCUGUUGUUGUUAGAAAGUCUGUGCAUUAUCUUAAAGCUCCUUUUAUUAUGGCUAGUUGUAAAGGGAUCCUUCUUUCUCCACUAGGAGUAACUAGCAAAUAAGAGAUGUCUAGCACAGAUUAAGGUCCUUUUGCAUGUGCACAAGAAGUCAAUCCGUCCACAUCUUGAAUGUUGCAAAAUUAAUAUGAGUAGCUUUUAACUCACUUUUUCAGAUCAUGAGCUUUUGGAGUAAUGUACCAUGGGGAUUUGGUAGUAAUGGCGGCAGAGAUGGUUGCGUGUACAACGGACCUUUUGGAAAAAACAAAUGGUCACUAACUAACGGAGAAUGUCUCAAGAGGGGCUUCAAUGGUAAGAACUUACAAACACUCUCACAGAGAAAUCAAUCAAGAUACUGAUCGAUGCUGAGGUCUCCAUCCUCAAUUAUGCAUCAGUCAAUUCCAGCUGUGCCCAGCCCCCCUCUCGGGCUGACCCCCGGGCAUUAGCAUUUUUUUUGCCUUGGAUGGCAAAUUCCUGGGAGUGGGGACUCUUGAGCUGUUAAAUCCCCCGGGGUGGGGACGAAAAAAGAGGGCAAAUUCCCUGUCCUCCGUCACCACUUCAACAUUUUUCAGUGAUUACACGGUCAAAUAGUGCCGUUUUAAACAUUUCAAUGUGCGAUUUUUUUGUUUCAAGUAAAGUCUUCCUUUGUAAUAGCGCUAGGAUUCUAAUUAAGACUUCACGCCGCGAUGACAUGUGGCUUGAAGUUUUUUGAUAUAAAAUUAUUGACAUUAAAAUUGAUAGAGCGUUGUAAAGUUAUAUGUUAUGAAUAGUUUUAGAAAUAUGAAAGGAUCUUCUUCGAAUAAAAUCAACAGAAAUUUGAUUCACUAACCAAAAAACGUUGAUUCACGUCGAUAGCUCCGGAGUUUCGCUAUGUAAUUCUGGCUUGAUAAGCAAUGAAAUGCAUGCAUAUAAUCGGGAACAUGCGCAGCUGGAAUUGACUGAUGCAUUACAGUUCAUCAGGGCUAUAAUGAAUUACAAUGAAUUAUUAUUUCAUUUACUUUACAGGACAAAAUCAACUUUGGGUUGAUACUUAUAUACACUAAUUUACCGGUGGCUUUUCCUAUUGUAGGCAAUCCACCAGACUGCAUCGCGGUUCACAAAUGCCUACGAAUCUUUUCGCACAAGUUCGCCGAAUUUGAGUCGACACUCCGCGAUACCUUACACAACAAUAUGCACUGCAGAAUUGGCGGGAAAGGCGGCACAAUGUGUUCCAAGCAAUCAGCUAAUGCCCCAGAAUUCCUUCUUCACCACGCAUUUACUGACAAGCUUUGGGCUGACUGGCAAAAGAAAGAGACCCGCUAUAAAAACGCUUACUUUCGUGGGAAUAUCUAUUUAUAUGGAAUCACCCCCCGAAUGAGGCCUCAGAAUCUUUUGGAUCUAUCCAAACAACCCGGGGGAGUUUGCGUAAUCUACGAUGACCCACCCCACGAGAACUAUAAGCUUUGUCAUGAUAACCUGGCCAAAUUGACGUUAGCAGAAAUCGACACCAUACCAAGACAGAAGUUCACCCGCCUGAGCAGUCUUGAGUUUGAUUUGUUCAUGGUUAAGAAGAAAGGGAAAGCUAGGGCGAUUAAAGAAUUGGACAGUUUGGGGCCCAAGAGUGUCUUGUCCAAAAGUGUGAAGCUGAACUUUCAAGAUAACAAACUAGGCUUCAAAGUGGACGACGUAAAAGAAGCGAUUGAGAGAAAAAGGAAGAAAAAGCGAGAAGAAGUAAUAGGUUUUUCGACAAUGUAAGAAACUAGGAGAACAAAUUGCAAUAGAAGAUUAACUAGUUAUACUCACCCUUUCUACGUAAAACACCAAGUGUCAACGGUUAAAUUCGAGUUAAAUGCCAUAGCUUAUGUUACAAAACGUACACGUAGUACAGCUUUCGCGAUCUUCUUAAACCUUUUUUUAGCACAAACUUAAUAAAUACAACUUGAGAAUCUGUGGCAAAUAUCGUCGGAAUUAGUGGAUCUUGUUUAUGUUGUCUGCAAAUUUACUUCGCUUCAUCCUUAAUCGCUUUUACGAAAAAAAUUUGGGCCUACAUGUUGAUUCCCAUCUCGUCAUUAUUGUAAAAGUGGUGGCCAAUCUCCCAUGGCUUCAGUUAAAAUAGUAAUUAGAGC
Porites lobata is the source of this 6030-nucleotide messenger RNA. NCBI's taxonomy places the organism in Eukaryota, Metazoa, Cnidaria, Anthozoa, Scleractinia, Poritidae. The record is from the annotation of a GenBank genome assembly.